CCGCGCAGGCGCGCGGCUGAGGGGGGGGGGCCGUGACACACAGCACACACACCCCCCCCCUUUCACUGGUCCCGGUACCCUUCCCGGUAGCCACGGUAUGAGAUUCAUGCGGCUCCUCGCCCCGCUGUGCCGCUGGGCAGCCCCCGGGAAGGCGCCCCGCCUGCUCCCGCCCCCGCAGCCGGGCUGGAGGCCGUCCCGCUCGUUCUGCAAGCUGCCCGCGAGCGACCCGGGGGAGGCCGGUGCUGGCAGCAGCGCUGAAGCUGUUGGUGAGGAGGACGAAGAUGAAGGCGUGGAGUUCGGGACGCUGUCUAGUAAAUUUUCUUCUAGAAAAUACUAUCACAAAACCACAUCGCGCUUUCAUAAUUUGAUGCUUCAAGAAGAGGGAAGGGAAGAACCAGAAAGAAAACCUCCACGUGGCCCUAAGAACACCCCGUACUGGUACUUCUUAAAAUGCAAGGCCCUCAUUAAAGAUGACAAGUAUCUUUACAGAAAGAAGUAAGGUAAGAAUCUGUGAGGAAUCUUGUGCUCUGUAGGACUUCUACCACAACCUGCCCACAGCUGUAUAUAUUCAUAUCCAUUGUAAGUGAUUCUCUUGCUGCUUCAUCGUGGAUUUUCCU
Tyto alba (common barn owl) is the source of this 617-nucleotide messenger RNA. RefSeq names its product pentatricopeptide repeat-containing protein 1, mitochondrial-like. The coding region runs from base 98 to 499 and encodes 133 amino acids. The record is from RefSeq and is a predicted model, not a curated record. NCBI's taxonomy places the organism in Eukaryota, Metazoa, Chordata, Aves, Strigiformes, Tytonidae. The transcript has 2 exons.